This is a messenger RNA of Mangifera indica (mango), 627 nucleotides long. RefSeq lists its product as uncharacterized. Lineage: Eukaryota; Viridiplantae; Streptophyta; Magnoliopsida; Sapindales; Anacardiaceae. The record is from RefSeq and is a predicted model, not a curated record. The coding region runs from base 1 to 627 and encodes 208 amino acids. The transcript has a single exon.
AUGGCGAUCAGGUCUGUCACAGCAGCCAAAGAGUUCAAUCCGGAAUUACCUAACAUCGAUGAGUACUUCAUGGCUUACAAAGUGCACGAAAUGGCCGCCAAGAAAAGCACCUGGUACGAGUUUCUUGCUUUGAGUGACGUCCAAGUCGAUUCAACCGUGAUCAAGAAACAAUACAAGAAAAUGGCUCUUAAGUUGCAUCCGGACAAGAAUCAUUCUGUUGCUGCAGAGGGGGCUUUCUUACUCAUUCAAUCUGCUUUCGAAGUUUUGAUAGAUCCUGCAAAAAGACAAGUCUACGAUAGUGGCUUGUGCUCCAAGAAACGCCCUCAUAUGUCACCGCACACCGCGUCUGAUUCUUCUAAAUAUUCUAAACCGUCAAAGCCUACAAGUGAAGAAGCGAUCUCCAGUCAGUCUCGGCCUCGAGAGGCAGCUGAUCGUUCUUCAUCUGGAUUUGGAAAAACAUUUUCAUCUGAGUUCAGAAGAACAUCUUCAUCUGGGUUCGGAAGCACGAGACCAAAGAAACUUGCAGUUGCCGUGGAGGGUGCAAUUUACGAAACGUCAGAAUUAAAAUGGUUCUCCAAGCUAAUGGGACCAGAAAGAUUGUUGUUUCUCGUAAUGGUGAAGUUAUAG